Messenger RNA from Penicillium malachiteum, 270 nucleotides. RefSeq lists its product as uncharacterized. NCBI's taxonomy places the organism in Eukaryota, Fungi, Ascomycota, Eurotiomycetes, Eurotiales, Aspergillaceae. The coding region runs from base 1 to 270 and encodes 89 amino acids. The transcript is spliced from 2 exons. The record is from RefSeq and is a predicted model, not a curated record.
AUGACCGCGUUACGGAAAGUUGAGGCCGCAAAGUCUAAAAAUGCGCCACAAGAUCACCUCUCAAAUCUUCCCCAGCUGUCGAGCGUAAUGGAAGACGCAUGGGAUACUGGUACCUUUUGGUUUACCUUGGCCCUGUCCAGUCCACUCGAUGAAAUCAAUGAAUUCAUGCCUUUCUAUUGGACAAGGGAUGUUGGGAAAUUCUUGGCUACUAAAAUCCAAGACAAAAAGAGAUAUGAUAUCGCACUCGAGAACGCCUUUGAAGAGACAUGA